AUGAACGGUGUCAUCGAGGCGCUGCACAUUUACGACGAGCACAACACUCUAGUCCUCUCGCAUACAUACACAUCGCGCCCGCUCGCAGCGAACUACCUGCUACCCCUCUACCUCGAACACCCUGUACCACGGCCGAACCUCAUCUAUCUCCCCAACACAAACCCGCCGACCCUCGUCUUCAGCCUUACUCACGCAAACCUCCUCUUUCUCGUGACCACGUCUUCCGAGAUCGAGCCGCUCCUCGUGCUGGAGUUCCUGCACCGGGUCGUCGAUGCCUUUGAGGAGUUCCUGGGGGCGCCCCUGCUGGCCCACAAGAUCGAGAGCAACUACGAUGUCGCCGCCCAGCUCCUGACCGAGAUGUGCGAUGCGGGCACCAUCAGCACCACCGAGCCCAACGCUUUGAGGGACUUGGUCGAAGUGGAGGGUUUCAUGGACAAGCUCUUGGGAAAUCUCAACCUGCCUACAAAACCCAAUCUCAGCGGUUCCACCUCAUCGCCAUCACAUUCAUCCUCCCUACUCCACCUGCAGAACAACACGCCCGCGCUGCCCUGGCGGCGGGCCAACGUGCGGCACACGUCCAACGAGCUGUACGCCGACGUGGUGGAGACGCUGUCGGUGACGUUGGCCCCCUCCGGGCGCCCCCUCGCGGCCUUGGCCUCGGGAACUAUCGCCUUCACCUCUAAGGUCUCGGGCGUGCCCGACAUCCUGGUCACGCUCACGGGGCCCUCGGGCAAGCACAACCUGCGCAACGUCCUCGACCUACCCGUUUUUCAUCCUUGCGUCCGCCUUGCCCGCUGGAGGGAGCAGCCCGGUUUGCUGAGCUUCGUGCCGCCGGAUGGAAGAUUUACGCUAGCCGGCUACGAGGUCGAUCUGAUGCCUCUUGGUGGGCCGCUUGGCGGGGAGGGGGUUGGUAGUAGUAGUGGGAGCGCGCUGACGGCAGCCAGCCAGCAGCUGAAGCUACCUGUGAGUUUGGAGGUUAAGACGGGGCUUGGGCCGGCCGGGUCAGAUUUUGAGGUCAGGGCGCAGGUGAACAGGGUGUUUGGGUCGACGGGGAGCACACAGCCCGCCGGGCGGGGAUUGGGAUUGGCCGGGAGUGGAGGAGGUGGAGGCGGGCCGGGUGCGACGACGGCGUCGCCAUCGCUCUACGAUUUGAAGGUCUCUGUCCCGCUGCCGGCCGACGUGCGGAACCUGUCUGAGAUCAAGCCAAGCAAGGGUGAUGCCACCUACAAUCCCGGCGACCGGGCGCUCGAGUGGUCCAUUUCGAACAAGGACCUAGCCCAGGGCAUAACCUCUUUUGUCUUGCGCUGCACCGUGGUCGGGCACGUGGCUGAGGACGAGGACGACGACUCAGACCCGACCGGUUUCGGAUUCAACGCGGGGCACCACCACAGUGCCUACUCUUACGAUGAUGAGCCGUACCAGAGCUCUGCCGCGCUAGCGAAACAGGAGACAGGGGCGGCAGCGACGGACACGGGAGGGGCAGACAAGGAUGAGCGCAAGACGGCGCAGAAUAGGAUUCUGAUGCCAAGCUCGGCCUCGGUUAGUUUCGCCGUCAAGGGCUGGCUGGCGAGCGGGAUCAGGGUGGAGAGCAUUGUUGUUGACCCCAGAAAGAGUCGAGGCUUGGCUGAGCAUGUGAAGCCAUACAAGGGGGUGAAGUACCUGACGGUGAGUAAUGGCGGCGUCGAGAUUAGGUGCUAA
This is a messenger RNA of Canariomyces notabilis, 1698 nucleotides long. RefSeq lists its product as uncharacterized. Gene Ontology annotation, biological process: intracellular protein transport; endocytosis. The transcript has 3 exons. Gene Ontology annotation, cellular component: cytoplasmic vesicle; clathrin adaptor complex. The record is from RefSeq and is a predicted model, not a curated record. NCBI's taxonomy places the organism in Eukaryota, Fungi, Ascomycota, Sordariomycetes, Sordariales, Chaetomiaceae. Bases 1 to 1698 code for a protein of 565 amino acids.